AUGAUCAUUCCUAGUCUGCUAGCCCUCGCUGGGGUUGGCUUUGCUGCCCUCGAGCCCAGGCAGAUUAUGCACCAGGCGAAGGAUGUACCUUCUUUCAUCACAUCGCGCGAUCUUUCAGAUGCAAAGAAUUCGCCUUGCAAGUUCUUGAGUCAGGCCUACGAGGAGGCCAACCCCGAAAAAGGAGAACCCGUUAUUCUCGCUAUUCCUCCCUCAGUUGGCAUCGCCUGCCUCAAGUCUGUCCCUCUGGACAAGAAGCGAGACUUGGAGUUACUCGAUUACCUUCAACCUUUGAUCGAGUUUCAGAGUACACUCGAGAUUCUUGCUGAGCCCCCAAAAGAGUAUCUGUUUCCCGGAGUGGAUGUUUUGGGUGGCUUCGAUACUAUUCGAAGUAGGUUAGAGAACAACAAGUACAAGACUCAAUAUGAAGUCAUGACCGAUUUGCGAAGUAUUUUUGUCGCUGCCUACGACAGCCACUUCGACUAUCCCCCGGCUCUUCUCAAUGCCUUUAUGUAUGUCCGACGAGGCAUCGACUUUGAAUCCGUCUCAGCCAAUGGCGUCCGCCUACCCUUCAUCUUUUCCCGUGUCGAUGUAGCCCGUGGCACACAAGGUAUUCUCGACUAUUCCCCAUCGGCUGUCAAAAGCAUCGAUGGCACCCCGAUCGCCGAGUGGCUUGAGGAAGAUGCCUCUCGCCUUGCUGCCAAUGCCCAGGAUCCUGAUGCUCAGUAUAAUGGUCUCUUUGAGUCCAUUCCUCGCGGUGCUGUUGGCUCAUCAGCAAGUACGCUCUACACUCAGUUCGAAAUUCCUGAUACAUAUACCAUCGAAUUCCACAACGGUACCAAGAAGCUGGUACAUAAUGAAAUAAUCGUCCCAGCAACUGUUGACUUAUCCGGUAUCGAGUCUGGAGAAGAUUUCCACAAGUACAUCGAGGUCAUGCCCACCAACAUGACCUCUGAAGAGCCUCCUGUCAAUAAGCGCCGUUCCACCCGGCAGUCAUCCAAAAUCAUCCCUGGAUACCCCGUACCCAUCGCGAAACAUUCAGCCGAUUCUGUAGCUGCGUACUUCCUCGAAGGGAAAGAGUUCGAAGACACUGCUGUUCUUUCCAUUUUGAGCUUCGUCCCUAUUGGGCUCGAUCUUGUGAAUCCUCCUCCUGGCUUCAGCAUGACCAAAUUCAUCUUCGAAGGGCAAGCUGUUGUGCUUGAGCUUAUCCGCCAGGCCAAAGCAGCUGGUCGCGACAAGCUCAUUAUCGAUCUGUCUGCCAACGGCGGUGGCUCGGUUGUUCUGGCACAUUCCAUCUACCGUCUGUUGUUCCCUGAUGGCGAGUUCACCGGUUGGGAUCGAUAUCGCGCCAAUGCUGCCCUUGAAGCAACCGCUGAGGCCGACUAUGACAAUCUCGUCAGGGUCUUGAUCACCAAAUCAGAAUACUACCCCGUCGGUGCUGAUGGCGAGGCUCUCAAAACCGGUAAGGACUUCUUCGGUCCGUACACUGUUAAGGGACAAAAUGUCACUGCGGCUUUCCAGAUCGACAAGACUGUCCCCUGGGAGCCUAGCAUUCCUGCUUACAUCAACGGUUUCGACCCCAAGAUGAAGCCUUAUGUGGCAGAAGCUCCGUGGAAGCCCGAAAACAUCCUCAUUGUCACCGACGGUAUCUGCGCAUCAGCUUGUGGUAUUCUGACCGGCCUUCUCACUCGCAACCAGGGUAUUCGCACGCUUGCUCUUGGUGGCCGACCUCUGAAUAACGCUAUGCAAGCAAUGGGUGGUGUCAAGGGGACUUUGCUUAACUUCAACCACCACAUUGUCAGCGCGAUAGCUGAAGUCCAAGCUACAAGCACUGGCGAAGAAGCACAUGCUGUUCUCAGCGAUGCGUCUGCUUCAUUCCCCAGCUUGUCGAGUCCGCCUCUUCUGCCCCUUCCUAAUGCUGGCAGGGUAAACUCGCUCAACGGCUACACUGAAGAUGAUCUUGAAGGAUACCCAGUGCAUUUCAGAUAUGAAGCAGCCAACUGCCGUCUGUUUUAUACUCAGCUCAUGUUGGCCUCACCUGUUGUCACCUGGAGACGUGCUAGAGGUGUGGCAUGGAACGAUGAACCAUGUGUUCCGGGUUCAACCGCAAACAAGAACGGGAUGAUUGGUGACGACACACUCAAGUAUGACUCUCGGGUCCGCAGUCGAGCGAGUAGAAUAAAAGGGCCUGGUAUGUUGAAGAAGUGA
Molecule: messenger RNA, 2205 nt
Organism: Fusarium coffeatum
Lineage: Eukaryota; Fungi; Ascomycota; Sordariomycetes; Hypocreales; Nectriaceae
Exons: 2
Coding region: 1-2205 (734 amino acids)
Biological process (GO): proteolysis
Molecular function (GO): serine-type peptidase activity
Source: RefSeq, a predicted model, not a curated record